Messenger RNA from Molossus molossus (Pallas's mastiff bat), 1353 nucleotides. RefSeq names its product gastric inhibitory polypeptide receptor (gene GIPR). NCBI's taxonomy places the organism in Eukaryota, Metazoa, Chordata, Mammalia, Chiroptera, Molossidae. The record is from RefSeq and is a predicted model, not a curated record. Gene Ontology annotation, cellular component: plasma membrane. Gene Ontology annotation, biological process: adenylate cyclase-modulating G protein-coupled receptor signaling pathway; cell surface receptor signaling pathway. The transcript is spliced from 12 exons. Bases 8 to 1300 code for a protein of 430 amino acids. Gene Ontology annotation, molecular function: G protein-coupled peptide receptor activity; peptide hormone binding; gastric inhibitory peptide receptor activity.
CCUCACCAUGCCGCGCUGUCCGCCCUGGAGGCUGCUACUGCUGCUUUCGCUGUGGGGGCCGCUGCUCCAGAGCGCGGAGACCGGCUCGGAGGGGCAGACGGCGGGGGAGCUGUACCAGCGGUGGGAACGCUACCGCAGCAGAUGCCAGGAGACGCUGGAGGCCGCGGAGCCCCCAGCAGUGGCCACCGGCUUUGUCCUCCGCCAGUGUGGCAGUGAUGGCCAAUGGGGACCUUGGAGAGACCAUUCUCAGUGUGAGGACCCAGAGAAAAAUGGGACCUUUCAGGACCAAAGGCUGAUCUUGGAGCGGCUACAGGUUGUGUACACCGUGGGCUACUCCCUGUCCCUGGCCACAUUGUUGCUAGCCCUGCUCAUCUUGAGUUUCUUCAGGCGGCUGCGCUGCACUCGCAACUACAUCCACAUCAACCUGUUCACAUCUUUCAUGCUGCGGGCAGCAGCCAUCCUCACCCGAGACUGGCUGCUACGCCUACCUGGCCCCUCCCCUGGGGACCAGGCUCCUAUCCUGUGGAACAAGGCUCUCGCCACCUGCAGAACGGCCCAGAUCGUGACCCAGUACUGCGUGGGUGCCAACUACACGUGGCUGCUGGUGGAGGGCAUCUACCUGCACAGCCUGCUGGUGCUGGUGGGAGGCUCCGAGGGGGGCCACUUCCGCGGCUACCUGCUCCUGGGCUGGGGGGCCCCCGCGCUUUUCGUCAUUCCGUGGGUGAUCGUCAGGUACCUGUACGAGAACACGCAGUGCUGGGAGCGGAACGAAGUCAAGGCCAUUUGGUGGAUCAUACGCACCCCUAUCCUCUUGUCCAUUUUGAUUAAUUUCUUCAUCUUUAUCCGCAUCCUUGGAGUCCUCGUUUCCAAGCUGAAGACGCAGCAGAUGCGCUGCCCGGACUACAGGCUGAGGCUGGCUCGCUCCACGCUGACGCUGGUGCCCCUGCUGGGCGUCCACGAAGUGGUGUUUGCUCCCGUGACAGAGGAACAAGCCCGGGGCCACCUGCGCUUUGCCAAGCUCAGCUUUGAGAUAUUCCUCAGCUCCUUCCAGGGCUUGCUGGUCAGCUUCCUCUACUGCUUCAUCAACAAGGAGGUGCAGACUGAGAUCCGCCGCGGCUGGCACCGCUGCCGCCUGCGCCGCAGCCUUGGCGAGGAGCCGCGCCAGCCCCCGGAGCGUGCCUUCCCGAUCCUGCCCCUGGGCUCCGGAAUCGGCCAGGUCGCCACUGGCCGCGCCCUGUCCUCAGGGAACCUCCCAGGGCCUGGGGAUGAGGCCAGCCGGGUCUUGGAAAGUUACUGCUAGGCAGCGGGAUUCCUGAGAUCAUUCAGUUAGCACGUAUUUAUUGAGCGCCUACU